Molecule: messenger RNA, 4850 nt
Organism: Zootoca vivipara (common lizard)
Lineage: Eukaryota; Metazoa; Chordata; Lepidosauria; Squamata; Lacertidae
Source: RefSeq, a predicted model, not a curated record
AAUUCAACAUCAUCUAUUGCAAAUGUUUAGCUAUCCAAAUUGCUGUCAAAGGGAAGAUGGAACUAGCUUGUUUUCUCCUGGUCCAGAGGGCAAGACAUGAACCAAUGGAUUCAAAUUACAAGAAAAGAGAAUCUUACCAAACGUUAGGAAAAACUUUCUGAUAGCAAAAGCUGUUCGAUAGUGGAAUGGACUCCUUCGGAAGAUGGGGGGCUCUCCUUCCUUGGAGGUUUAUAAGCAGAGGUUGGAUGGCUAUCUGUGAGGGAUUUUUAAUUAAUUAAUUUAUUUUUAUUUUUUAUUUUAUUUAUUUUUAACCUAUCCAUUCUUAAGGAAAUCAGCCCUGAGUGCUCACUGGAAGGACAGAUCCUGAAGCAGAGGCUCCAAUACUUUGGCCACCUCAUGAGAAGAGAAGACUCCCUGGAAAAGACCCUGAUGUUGGGAAAGAUUGAGGGCACUAGGAGACGGGGACGACAGAGGACGAGAUGGUUGGACAGUGUUCUCGAAGCUACGAACAUGAGUUUGACCAAACUGCGGGAGGCAGUGGAAGACAGGAGUGCCUGGCGUGCUAUGGUCCAUGGGGUCACGAAGAGUCGGACACGACUAAACGUCUAAACAACAACAAAACUUUUAAUUAUUAUUUUAAUUUAAAUUUUAUUAACAUAUUAAACACUUACAUUUACACAAAACACAUACACAACACACUACCUUAUUUUCAUAGCAUCAGACAUACCUACAUGACUCUAUAUCAGGCACCCCCUAGCUAACAGGACCAGUGGUCAUGGAUGAUGGGAAUUGUAGUCCAAAACAUCUGGAGGGCCGAAGUUUGGGGAUGCCUGCUCUAUAUAAUACCUACCUAUACUUUACAUAUCAACAUACCUAUACACCUAUUCCACACGGACACCCACCAAGUGACUUGACUUCCAGCCGUUCUUGUUCCGCUACUUUAUUUUCCCAACUAGCUUAAACACAUUUCAUUGUUUCUUUAAUCUCUUCUUCUAUCUUGACUUUACUCUCCUUUCCCUCUGAUCAUUUUCUGGAUUCACUCAAUAUCUGUCAAAAAUUCUACUUUUCCCACAUAGAUUUUGAUGUGUUCCUUAAAGAUAGCCUACUCCUUAUUCACUUUUUGUACCAUUUCUCCUCUUAUCCUCCCUGUUGUUAAUUCGGCAAUAUAUCAGGGAUUUUUUAGCUGUGAUUCCUGCAUUGCAGGGGGUUGGACGAGAAGACCCUCGGGGGUUCCUUCCAACUCUACAAUUGUACGAUGCCAUGACAUUGGUGCAAUUCACUGGUACAAAAAGUGACCACAGACGCUAGCUAAGAUUUCACAAAGCUAAUUUUUCCUUUUGGCAGCAGCAGCGGCUAAAAUGGAAUGUCAGUAUUCCCAGGAGACAGCUUGGAUUAAACAGUAUUUCCGCCUGCCCAGAAGCUGGCAUCAACUGGAAAUGUUUUGCCAGCUCCGUUGCCUCUUGGCCUAACUUACCUCUCAGGGUUGUUGUGGAGAUCAAAUGAGGAGAGGGAGAGCCAUGCAGAUUCCUGCAUUGCAGGGGGUUGGACUAGAUGGCCCUUGGGGGGCCCUUCCAACUCUGUGACUCUACGUGUGCCACUUGGAGCUCCUUGGAGAAAAUGGUGGGGUAUAAAUGGAAUGAAUGAAAGAUUCCCAGCUAUUGUGGUCGAGGUUUCUGUUCAGCUUUGUGGUGAAUUGCACAUGUGAUAAAUAAAGGUUUGGUGUGGUGUUGUUGUUGUUUUAAUUAUUUAAGGAAAACUUCCCUGAUGACUUUUUAAACCAAACAGCCCAAUGGGCGAUAUAAUUGCAGAGGUGACAUUCCAUAAGAUGUUGCCAAAGCAAAGGAGGCCGAGAUUGGCUUGAAAGCACAUCUUGGGUUGUGCGAUGGACCAAGUUCCUUUAUUUCCAGGCAAAUGAGAAUCAGCUGGGGCCAGAAAUAGCUUUCUUGGAAGUCAGUUUCUGUGCUGGCUCAUGCUAGGGCGGGGGCUGAUUUCUUGCAGUGCAAAAGCAGCUUUAAAAUGCUGCCAAAUUCACCGAUAAUUGACAGUGAGUUUGCAACCGGAUUGAAUGGCAAUGUUGGAGGGGCCCAUAGCUCAGUAAAAGAGUGUGUACUUUGCAUACAGAAUAGCCAGGGCUCAGUCUUUGGCCUCUCCUUAAAAGAAGGUUCAGGAAACAGCUGGUGCAAAAGACCUUCUUUGUCCGAGAUCCCAGAGAGCCACUUCUGGUCCAGGACUACCUGGGCUAGAUGGUUUCUAAAGGUAAAGGUAAAGAAUCCCUGGACAGUUAAGUCCAGUCAAAGGCGACUAUAGUUGCGGCACUCAUCUCGCUUUCAGGCCGAGGGAGCCGGUGUUAGUCCACAGACAGCUUUCUGGGUCAUGUGGCCAGCAGGACUAAACUGCUUCUGGUGCAACAGAACACUGCGAUGGAAACCAGAGCGCACGGAAACACCAUUUACCUUCCUGCCACAGCGGCGGGUUCUCUGAAAAGAAUUACGAGUGGAGCUCGGAGGAGGAGGAGUCCGAGGGAAAGGCCCGCCCGGUGCAGGUGCUCAUCGUGAAGGAUGACCACUCCUUUGAGCUGGAUGAAGAGGCCCUCAACCGCAUCUUGCUUUCGGAAGCCGUCCGAGACCGCGAGGUGGUGGCCGUCUCCGUGGCGGGGGCUUUCCGCAAGGGCAAGUCGUUUCUGAUGGACUUCAUGCUGAGAUACAUGUACAACAUGGAGAUGGCCGACUGGGUUGGUGACUACAAUGAGCCUCUGACGGGCUUUUCCUGGAGAGGCGGGUCGGAGCGGGAGACGACAGGCAUCCAGAUCUGGAGCGAAGUCUUCCUUGUGGACAAGCCCGACGGGAACAAGGUGGCUGUACUGCUGAUGGACACUCAGGGGACCUUUGACAGCCAGUCAACCCUGCGAGAUUCAGCCACCGUCUUUGCUCUUAGUACCAUGAUCAGUUCCAUCCAGGUGUACAAUUUGUCCCAGAAUGUUCAAGAAGACGACCUCCAGCACUUGCAGCUCUUCACAGAAUAUGGGAGGCUGGCCAUGGAGGAGACAUUCCUGAAGCCCUUUCAGUCUCUCAUAUUCCUUGUUCGCGACUGGAGCUUUCCCUACGAGUUUUCCUACGGGGCAGAUGGUGGAGCCAGGUUUUUGGAAAAGCGCCUCAAGGUCUCGGGAAACCAGCACGAAGAGCUGCAGAAUGUCCGGAAACACAUCCAUUCCUGCUUCACCAACAUCUCCUGCUUCCUCUUACCUCACCCGGGCUUGAAAGUGGCCACCAACCCAAACUUUGACGGGAAACUCAAAGAAAUAGACGACGACUUCAUCAAGAACUUGAAGGUGCUGAUCCCCUGGCUGCUCAGCCCCAAGAGCCUGGACGUCAAGGAGAUCAACGGCAAUCAGAUCACCUGCCGAGGCCUUGUGGAAUACUUCAAGGCCUAUAUUAAGAUCUACCAAGGAGAGGAGUUGCCUCACCCCAAAUCAAUGCUGCAGGCCACGGCAGAAGCAAACAACCUUGCAGCUGUAGCCACAGCUAAAGACACUUACAACAAAAGAAUGGAAGAGGUGUGUGGAGGCGACAAGCCUUUCCUGGCGCCCAGCGACCUCCAGAGCAAACACCUGGAGCUGAAGGAGGAGGCGGUGCGGCAGUUCCGGUCCGUGAAGAAGAUGGGGGGCGAGGAGUUCAGCCGCCGCUACCUCCAGCAGCUGGAGGCCGAGAUCGACGAGCUCUACGUCCAGUACAUCAAGCACAAUGACAGCAAGAACAUCUUCCACGCCGCCCGCACGCCUGCCACGCUCUUUGUGGUCAUCUUCAUCACCUACGUCGUUGCCGGGGUGACCGGCUUCAUCGGCUUGGACAUCAUAGCCAGCCUGUGCAAUAUGAUCAUGGGCCUGACCCUGAUCACCCUCUGCACCUGGGCCUACAUUAGGUACUCAGGGGAGUACAGGGAGCUGGGCGCCGUCAUAGACCAAGUGGCUGCAGCGCUCUGGGACCAGGGAAAUACGAAUGAGGCUUUGUACAAACUUUACAGCGCAGCUGCCACACACAGACAUUUGUAUCACCACGCUUUCCCCACGGCGCAGAAGGCUGAGCCCACCGAAGGCACGGAAAAGAAGACAAUGUAAACCCAGCUGUUUUCCACAGAGGUGCAUGAAAACACAUCGUUAAAACAUGUUAAUCAUUUUUGCAUCCAUGUACGAGACUCUGCCACUCCUUGAAACGAAGACAGAGGAAAACAGAUAACUCAUUCACUUGUACCAAUGGCUUAAGUGUGGCUGCUUUAAUUUGGACAAUGCCCUGCUUGAAAGGGGAAAUGAGUCAGCAUGACUUUCAUUUUCUAAAAACUUAAUUUUGCUGCAGGUACAUUACUGGGUUGGUUCUCCAGAACACUUUGCCUUGGCCCAGGACUUUUCAAGACUGAGGUCUGGAGCCAGAGAAGGCAGUGGUUGCUACCUUCCCUUUGCAAUGGUGGCAUCCUGCCACCCCAGAGUACACAUUCAUAGCCUCCUCUGGCUCCAAGCUCCCAUGCCAUGAAUCCAGCGGCCAGUAUUCUGAAAAGGAAUGCGGCUCUUAUUCAGGAGGCACCACGUCUCAUUAACAUAUUUAAAUUUGUACUCGAGGUUUUUAUUUAACACCAUUCCCUCCAUGCAGCUGUGAAUGAUAACUUAUUCACUUUAAGACUGCCUUCUCAGAAGCUACAAAGAAUAUUUCUUUUGCUAUGGUAUGUUAAAAGAGAUGGGAAGUAUUUUUUUUUGUACAUGUAUUUGAGAGUUUCACUGUAUAUAUUUUUGUUUAGUGCAUAAAGAGUGUAUCAAGUUUUUAUUAUUUAAUUGUCAAUUAAAAGUUUGGUUCCUAAGACAA